AUGGUAAUCCAAACUUAUUUUUUUUUUUGUUUUCUUCUAAUCUCUGAUGGUUUAAUCCACUCUCUCUUCUCUCUUCUCUCUUUUUUUUAUUUCUCUCUCUUUCUUUUUUUUUUAUUUUUCUCUCUCUUUUUUGGUUUAUUCUCUCUUCUCUCUCUCUUUUUUUGGUUUCUUUCUCUUUUUUGGUUUAUUUCUCUCUCUCUCUCUCUUUUUGGUUUAUUUCUCUCUCUCUCUCUCUUUUUGGUUUAUUUCUCUCUCUCUCUCUCUUUUUGGUUUAUUUCUCUCUCUCUUUUGGUUUAUUUCUCUCUCUCUCUCUCUCUCUUUUUGGUUUAUUUCUCUCAUUUUCUCUCUCUCUCUUUUUGGUUUAUUUCUCUCACUCUCUCUCUCUCUUUUUUGGUUUCUCUCUCUCUCUUUUGGUUUGUUCUCUCUCUCUCUCUCUUUUUUUUUUAUUUUCUCUCUCUCUCUCUCUCUUUUUGGUUUAUUUCUCUCUCUCUCUCUCUCUUUUUGGUUUAUUUCUCUCUCUUUUUGGUCUAUUUCUCUCUCUCUCUCUUUUGGUUUAUUUCUCUCUCUCUCUCUCUCUUUUUUGUUUAUAUCUCUCUCUCUCUCUCUUUUGGUUUAUUUCUCUCUCUCUCUCUCUUUUUUUAUUCUCUCUCUCUCUCUCUCUUUUGGUCUCUCUUUUUGGUCUCUUCUCUCUCUCUCUCUCUUUUGGUCUAUUUUCUCUCUUUUUCUCUCUCUUUUUGGUUUAUUUCUCUCUCUCUCUCUCUCUCUCUCUUGGUUUAUUUUCUCUCUCUCUCUCUCUCUCUAUUUUUUUAUUUCUCUCUCUCUCUCUCGGUUUAUUUUUCUCUCUCUCUCUCUCUCUCUCGGUUUCCUUUUUCUCUCUCUCUCAGUUUUAUUCUCUCUCGGUUUAUUUCUCUUUCUUCUCUCUCGGUUUUUUUUCUUUAUUUCUCUGUUUUUUCUCUUUCUCUCUCUCUGUUUAUUUCUCUCUCUCUCUCUCUCUCUUUUUCUGUUUCUUUUUUCUUUUUUCUGUCUCUCUCUUUUUCUGUCUUUUUUCUCUCUCUUUUUCUGUUCUUUUUUUUUCUCUCUCUUUUUUUCUGUCUCUCUCUUUUUUUUUUUUUUUCUCUCUCUCUUUGUUUUUUUUCUCUCUCUCUUUGUUUUUUUUCUCUCUUUCUUUUUUUUUUCUCUCUCUCUCUCUUUUUUUUUUUUUCUCUUUUUUUUUUUUUCUCUCUCUUUUUUUUUUUUCUCUCUCUCUUUGUUUUUUUUUUCUCUCUCUUUUUUUUUCUCUCUCUCUUUUUUUUUUUCUCUCUCUCUUUUUUUUUUCUCUCUUUGUUUUUUUUUUCUCUCUCUCUUUUGUUUUUUUUUUUCUCUCUCUUUUUUUUUUUUCUCUCUCUUUAUGAUUUUGUCGAUCAAGGAGUGUCACAGGGUACUUUUGGCAAACCAGAUUGGUUUAACAUUGUCAAGGAUGAAUACUGGGCUUGUAAAGAAAGAGUGUGUAUUAUUGACAUGUCUUCGUUCUCCAAGAUUGAAGUUAAGUCAGCCCAUAAUGAAGCAGUGGAUUUUUUGCAAUAUUUAUGCUCUAAUGAUGUGGAUCUGGAAAACGGUGCUGUUGUCAAUACUGGGAUGCAGAAUGAGUUUGGUGGUUAUGAGAAUGACUGCAGUGUUGCUCGUCUCAGUGAUAACUAUUAUUUCUUGAUCUCCCCAACAACUCAGCAAACAAAAAGUUUGGCUUGGAUGCUGAGGCAUUUACCAAAAGAUGGUUCUGUCCAAAUUCGAGAUGUCACCUCUAUGUAUUCAGCUAUCACACUGAUCGGGCCUCAUGCCCAAGAGCUUUUGGCAGAGGUCACAGAAGCUUCCACAACAAAAAGUGAUUUCAAAUUCAUGACUUGUAAGGUUGUAGACGUGGGAUAUGCUAGUGGCAUCCGAGCUAUGAGACUUACACAUGUUGGAGAAGAUGGCUUCAUCUUGUACAUUCCAGCAGAGUAUGCCCUUCAUGUUUAUGACACACUGAUGCGCGCUGGAGUCGAUUACGGGAUCCGAAAUGUUGGUUUUAACUGCAUGAAGGAAUUGAGAGUUGAGAAGUUUUUUGCCAGUUGGGGAGUGGAUUUGACAACGACCACAUCGCCAUUUGAAUGUGGACGAGAAUUCCGAGUCAAGUUCAGUAAAGGUGACUUUAUUGGCAAGGAUGCUUUGCUACAGCAACGAGAAGGUGGUGUCAAACAGAAAUUGGUCCAUUUUCUUCUCGAGGACCACAGCAUAGACACAGACCUUUGGCCCUGGGGUGGAGAACCGAUCUACCGCAAUGGUGAAUAUGUCGGAGAGACCACAUCCAGUGGUUACGGCUACACGCUCGAACAAAUGCUUUGCCUUGGCUUUGUUUCAAAAUUUGACGAAAAUGGCACACCAGUCAUCAUGAAGAACAUUAACGAAUUUAUUCUGGAUAAAAAUGCCAAAUAUGAAAUUGAUAUUGCUGGGAGGAGGUUUCCAGCAAAGGUUGGAAUUUAUACCCCAAAGAGUGCCCUGGCCAUUUCUGAGCCUUCUUUUAUUCCUGUCCCCCAUCGUGCCCGAACCUCAUGA
This is a messenger RNA of Acanthosepion pharaonis, 2568 nucleotides long. Lineage: Eukaryota; Metazoa; Mollusca; Cephalopoda; Sepiida; Sepiidae. The record is from the annotation of a GenBank genome assembly.